This is a messenger RNA of Dermacentor andersoni, 646 nucleotides long. RefSeq names its product visual system homeobox 2-like. The record is from RefSeq and is a predicted model, not a curated record. Lineage: Eukaryota; Metazoa; Arthropoda; Arachnida; Ixodida; Ixodidae. Gene Ontology annotation, molecular function: DNA binding. Gene Ontology annotation, cellular component: nucleus. Gene Ontology annotation, biological process: cell differentiation; regulation of transcription by RNA polymerase II.
AAAUGACGAAUAGAGGGGCGGUGUUGUUUGCCGCCGCGCGAGCGGGCGGCGCGACCGUGGUUUGUUUUGAAGGCACUCGCCGGCGGCCAUGUUUCUGGGUCGCGGCUCGCCCACGGUCAAGGCGACGGGCGACCCACGCGCGGCCAGCAGCGCGGGCGGCAGCGCUGCCCUUGAAAAGCCGUGGUCUCCGCGCGCCGCGCGCAGAAUGACGAGCGCCGCGAUCCAAGCGCACCUGCAGCCUUCGUACCGGCUGCCCAUGGUGCUCGGCUUCCAGGAGCGAGAGCUCGAAGCGGCUUUCGAGCACAACCGAAACCCCAACUUCAGCGACCUGGCAAUCCUGGCAGCAGAGACGGGCUUGCCGCUCGACGCCGUCAAGAUGUGGUUCGAGAACCGACUGGCGCGCUGGCGAGUGUCCCAGGGCCUGCCAGCCAACGGCAGGAUGGUGAACCAGUGAAGUGGACCGGCGCUACCGCACUACCAGAUGCGGUCGGCAGCCGAUGCAGAGACACGAGCCAAAGACAUCUUCACACACUAAAGGGACGCCUACUUCAGGCACCGGAUAACGCACAUUGCGGAAGUACUAACCGACCAGGGCGUGAUGACUAUGGCGUCCACGCUCGUGGAGCAAUAAACACUAUUUCUGCAA